AUGGUGAGUGUUCGCCGUUUCUUUACUGCGGGCGCAUUCGGCCGCGUGAUGCAGGUGCUGGGCGUGUUGGGUGCCUUUGGCAGCGGGAGCUACGCGCUGUACCUUCUCAUGUGGUUCCGCCCGGAUGGAAUUGACACGCUGCGCACAUUUGUCGCAUAUGCAUACCUCACCCUCUUCGCGGUGGUCAUACCGUCGGCGGAGCUGGGGAUGAUGCAGCACCGGCACCUUGUGCGGUUCGCGCGGUUCUUGCUGUCGCAUGUUGGCCGCGCGUUUCUCUACAUCUUCAUGGGCGGGCUGUUGCUGGGGCAGGAUGUGGCUGGGUGGAUCCUUGGGGCGUACAUGAUUGCGCUGGGGGUACUUAACGUAGUUGCAGCGUGUACGACACCACACCACAGCGAUGCCCAGGCAGUGAGUGUGGCAUGA
Trypanosoma grayi is the source of this 423-nucleotide messenger RNA. RefSeq lists its product as hypothetical. The transcript has a single exon. The record is from RefSeq and is a predicted model, not a curated record. The coding region runs from base 1 to 423 and encodes 140 amino acids. NCBI's taxonomy places the organism in Eukaryota, Euglenozoa, Kinetoplastea, Trypanosomatida, Trypanosomatidae.